AUGAAUCGCCCGUCCUUCAGGCCGCGGCCAGUGGACAUCAAUAAGAAGCUCGCGAUCGUCCGAUCGACAGACGAGCUGAACGCGGAGGACGAGGGCAUCCUGCCCGCACCGUCAAAGAAGGGACCGUCCGUGGAGAUCCCGACACCUCACUGCGGCGUGGUCGAAGCGUACGACAAGCUCUACCCGGCGAACUUUCGCCAACCGUCGUCGUACAUUCGCAGCAAGCACGUGCGGCAGGACGACGGGGUGUACGUGGAGUAUGAUCUGGAUGACGAGGACGAGGACUGGCUGGAAGUGCUCAACCAGAACAGGCUGCUGCUCGCUGCAGACAGGCUGGAGUGGAUGAUCUACCAGAUGGAGCUCCUGGAUGCGCGGGCAAGGGCCAAGGCAGGGACGGCCAUGCUGGCAGGCGCGGUGGACCAGACGGGUGCUGCUGGGCAGGUGUCAUCUGGGGGGGUGCGAGUGCCGGUCCUGCUGCAGCAGCAACAAGCUGUCGAUGCGUUGAGAGCGCAAGUACCAAGGCAGGCCAUCAUCGCUGCAGCGUACGACUACUGGCGGUCCAAGAGGGAGCGAUGGGGGAAACCCAUUUUGCGGCGCCUGCAGCCGUCGCCUGCCAUCACCGACACGAACCCCUUCAACGUUUUCCGACCGAGAGAGAGAGCCCACCGGCCCAACACACGGCGGAUGCAGAGGAGGGAGAAUGACAUGGCUUCGUAUGAGAAGCUCGUGCGGGUCCAGAAGAACAUUGAAGAUGCCUUGCAACUGGCACAGGCUGUUGAGAGAAGGGAGGAGAGGAAGCGUGAGCUAAUCAAUUGUGAAGUGGCGUUGCAGCAAGCAGCGCUCUCGGAUCGGGAAAUCACGGUGCAACAAGCAGAGGCCCUUGGGAUCAUCCCAGACCUCUCCUCCUCGAUCCCCAGGCCUUUCCCUGGAGCCACCUCAGACGACCAACACCAGCAGCAGCAGCAGCAGCAGCAGCAGCAGCAAUACCAGCUCCUACCACCUCCUGCUGGCACUACCAUCACCGCCACCAGCACCACCAGCACCGCCGCCCCUACCUUUGCCACUCUAGGCGGCCUCCCUCCCGCGAAUCACUUUGACAAUAUCCUCUCGGUCACUCGCCGCCGAGGCUCCGUCGGAGCAGCAGGGAUCGCAGCAGCAGGAUCAGCCGCAGCUGCAGCAGGGGGGACGUUACCAGGAGCAGCAGGAGGCUGGGCUGGGUGGUUACCAGACGCUGCGACUGUAACCUCCGGUCCGGUUACCGAUGCAGUGUCACCUCUAGACCACCUGCUCCCGCUCCUGAAGAAGAAGAGGCGGAGGCAGGUGGUGUUCCCCCGGGGGGGCAGGCUGAGUCGUGUGCUUCGUAGUGCCCCUCCCCCCGACAUUCCCAUGCCGUUCAACCGCUCGUUUUCGGUCGAGCAGCUUGCUGCUAUGCACAUACAGCCGCCUCUGCUCUCCCACCGGCCCCCUCCAGUGUCCCUCUGGCCUCUUCCUCCUGAUUCACUCUGCCUCCCACCUCUGGUACCGUCAUCUGUAUCGGUGGUGGAGGGGAGAGAAGCGAAUGACCUGCAGAGUGCACCAACUGACCUGUCCUUGAGUGGAGCUGUAAGGAAGGAUUUAACCGUCAGCGCUGCUGCUAGGGAGGACUCUCAUCCUCCAGCAACAGCAGCAACAGCAACAGCAGCAACAGCAGCAGCAGCAACAGCAGCAACAGCUGCUGGAAGCUCAGAUGCCUCUACUGGUGUAUCAGCAGCGGGGAACAGUGCUGUUCCUGCUCCUCCUGCCUCCGCUCGUUCUCCUGCUCCAACUGUGCAUGCAUCUGCACCAUUCAACAGCCCUAUUCCUUCCACUGUCCCACCCUUUGCUCCUCAAUCAAAGUCCGCUGCUCCUCCUGCAUUCAAUGCUGCACCUGCUACUGUUGCUGGGACUGGUGGUACUGCUGCUCCUCCGUCUGCUGCUGCUGCUGCUGCUGCUGCCACACCCCAAUCUGCAGCCAUUACCAACCAUUCCGCCACCGCAGCAAUUGCUGCUGUUCCUCACACACGAGCCCUUGCCCCUGUCCCUUCCCCUGCACCUACCUCUGCCCGUGCUUCUGCUGCUGCCGCUGCCGCUGUGCCUGGAACCACUAGAACCAUGACAAAUGUCAAUGGUGCGGGUACAGGGUCCAAACCUGGACCCAACACUACUGCUGCUGCUGGUGGGGUAGCUUAUAGACGGUCAAACAGUGGAAAGGCUUUUGGGAUAGGCUCUUCCCAACCCGCAGCUGGUAGUAAUGCAGCGGAUGUAGGAGGAGCAAGGGGUGGAGUGGGUGUCGGAGGGGUGCAGAGCGGUGUGAGGGAUGUGGGAGGAGUAAGAGGUGGAGAGGGGGGUGUAGGAGUUGCACGGGGUGGGGUGGGUGCAGGGGCGGUUAGGGAUGGUGCUGCUGGGUCAAAGGCUCCAGUCCCAGGGAUGCCAGGUGUGGCUUCACCUUACAUGCCACCGAAGCAGCGAUCUCAUGCGCAGCGGGCAGAUAAAAAUGUGUGA
Molecule: messenger RNA, 2520 nt
Organism: Closterium sp. Naga37s-1
Lineage: Eukaryota; Viridiplantae; Streptophyta; Zygnematophyceae; Desmidiales; Closteriaceae
Source: the annotation of a GenBank genome assembly